AUGUUUAAAAUUACUUAUGAAUUAAAAUUGCGCGGAGAAAAGAUUAUUGACGAUGAUAUGUUAGGAAAAACAUAUUCUAUUUUUCAUGCCCCAAAUGUGCUCAUGCAGCAGCAAUAUAGAAGACGAGGUUUUGAAAGGUACUCAGAAUUGAUUUCGUGUCUUCUAGUAGCAGAACAAAAUAAUGAACUUUUGAUGAAAAAUCAUGAAUCUCGCCCAACUGGGUCUGCCCCAUUUCAUGAAGUGAAUGCUAUAACAUCCGACAAUCGUGGUCGUGGUCAUGACCAUAAUCAAAGCCAUAGUCGUGGUCAUGGACGUGGACGCAGACAUAGUAAGGGUCGAAGUGAUGUUUGGCAAUGUGGUGGUUAUAAUAACUACUCCUCUACUUCGCUGGAAACCAUAAGCAAUGAACAUAAGGGAAAGAGUCCACAAAAUAAGAAUCAACAAACUUAUGUUUCAAGUGCGGUAUGA
Humulus lupulus (European hop) is the source of this 468-nucleotide messenger RNA. RefSeq lists its product as uncharacterized. The record is from RefSeq and is a predicted model, not a curated record. Bases 1 to 468 code for a protein of 155 amino acids. The transcript has a single exon. NCBI's taxonomy places the organism in Eukaryota, Viridiplantae, Streptophyta, Magnoliopsida, Rosales, Cannabaceae.